AUGAGAGUGAGCCGGUACCCAACUUUGAACCCUCCUGCGAGGAAAGGUUCAAAAUCCGUAAAAUACUAUCUAUUGGCUGCUAUCGAUCGGAUAAAAAAUGAUAAAAUAGUGGCCCAAGAAUUAACAAUUCAUCCAUUAGUUAAAGAUUUUACGGUUAUGAAAUUGAAUGCAAUUAUAUUUGGUGUAACUAUUAAUAAUGUCUAUGAAGCUGAAUAUUCUUAUGAUGAUCCACAUAGUGUAAUUUGUUCAGAGGAUGAUCCACGACGUGAUCUAAAUACAUUUCUGAAACAUGAACAACGUAUAUUUGAAUAUACUGAUGCUGACGAGGGCAACGGUGAAUUAACAAUUUAUAUACCUGAAGCGUUACAAUCACAGAAUAACGAAACUACAGUGUUCAAAGUUAAAGUUGAUUUUGCUUUAGAAAAACCAACAUUUGGUUUACAUUUUUUUGUUCCAAAUGAUGACAGUGUACUUUCAACUAAAAGUCGCCAUUUAUUUACGACUGGUCAUAAUGCUCGUUCAAUAUUUCCUUGUGUUGACAGUUAUUGUGAACCUUGCACAUGGACAAUUGAAGUUACUAUCGAACAAUCAAUGGUUGUUAUUGCAUCUGGAGAAUUGAUUGAGUGUGUAACAAAUCAAGAUUGGAAGACAUAUCGCUAUUAUCUUAGUACACCAGUACCAGCUCCACUAAUUGGUUUAGCCAUUGGAUCAUUCGAAUCCGUUGUUGAUUCACAUUCACAAGAAAUAACAAAUUAUUGUUUACCAGCAAUGUUACCGUUACUAACGAAUGCAACGAGUUUUGUACAUGAACCAAUUGAAUACUAUGAAGAAUUAUUAAAUGCUAGUUGUCAAUAUCCUAAUUAUAAACAAGUUUUUGUUUAUGAAGCACAUAGUGAAUGUAUGUCAUACGCAUCCAUGGCCAUACUAAGUACUAGUCUUUUGCAUCCAGCUAAUAUUAUUGAAACAACAUGGCAUGCAAGAACACAAAUGGCCUAUGCUGUGGCUACACAAUUUUUUGGUUGUUUCAUUACUAUGCGUUCAUGGUGUGAUUGGUGGUUAUUGACUGGUUUAUCUCUUUAUUUAACAAAUCUGUAUACACGACGAGCAUUUGGUAACAAUGAAUAUCGGUACAAUCUUUAUCAGGAUAUGCUUGAAGUAAUACGAUAUGAACGAGAAGACAAUCCUAUUAAGCUUGAUUUCUCGUCGUUACCAGAUGCUGACAUAACAAACAUCAAUAAUCGACUGGGUCAAAUGCUUUCAUCAAGUUAUCUCGAAGUUGCCGCUAAAAAAGCUCAUCUGGUUGUUCGAAUGAUUGAUGAUUUUAUUGGUCGUGAAAUUAUGAUGCAGGUUCUUAACAAAUUAAUGUGUUUGGCAACAACAGCUUGUCUAACAGAUGCGUCGAUUAGUUCACGUUCGCGUCUUCAUAUAUCAACAAAAUCAUUUGCACGUGUUGUCAGUGCAUUAACAACAAAAGAUAUUCAACCACUUCUCACGCAAUGGGUUUAUGAAUCGGGUUGUCCAAAAUUAAUUGGUAGUUUUACAUUUAAUCGCAAACGUAACAUUGUUGAACUUGAACUUCGGCAAGAUACAACUAUCAAAGGAUCAAGACGAUUUUUAGGCUCAUUAAUGGUACGUGUUCAAGAACUCGAAGGUUCAUUUUCUCAAACAAUUUUAUUAGAAGAAAAUGUAACAAAGUAUGAUUUAACAUGUCAUUCGAAAAUCAAACGAAAUAAAAAGAAAAAAAUUCCUUUAAUAUCUGGUGAAGAAGUAGACAUCGAUUCAAGUCAAAUGGAUCCAGAAUGUCCAAUAUUGUGGAUUAGACUUGAUCCCGAUAUGAAAAUAAUUCGUGAAAUACAAUUUGAACAAGCCGAUUAUCACUGGCAUUGUGAAUUACGUUAUGAGAGAGAUAUAUUAUCCCAAUUUGAAGCACUAGAAGCUUUAAAACGUUAUCCCAGUCAAAAUACCAGACAAACACUAGGCGUUGUACUAGAUUCUUCAACGUGCUAUUAUCGUAUUCGAAUGGAAUGUGCAUGUGUUCUCGCUCAAAUAGCAAAUGCCAUGGCCAAUACGUGGACGGGACCUCCAGCAACAUUAAGUUUUUUUCGUCGCGUCUUCAUGUGUGCAAAUGUAUCUAAUUCUUCUUUACCAAAUGCAACACCAGCAGGCGGAACAAUAACAUCCUCAUCAACGGCAACAACACCAACAACAACAACAACAACAACAACAACGACUAUUGUUCGUGUUAAUGAUUUUUCUAAUUCACAAAUGUACAUGUUACAAAAAACAAUUCCAAAAGCUCUAGGUUUACAACGAAAUAAAGAUAGAGUAUGCCCAUCAGAAGUCAUUCACUUUCUAUUUGAUUUAAUUCAUUAUAAUGAAAAUUCAAAAAAUCGUUUUUCCGAUUGUUAUUAUCGUUCAUCAUUGAUUGAUGCAAUAGGCAAUACUAUAACAUCAAACGUUGGACAAUUACCAUUGAAUAAUGAUCAUCAAUCGAAUACAUCAAAUAUGAAUCUUGACCCCAAUACAAAACGUAUCAUUGAUGAAAUUGUAUUACAAUUAAAUUUUGAUACAAUUAUACCAUCCUAUGAUUAUUGUGUAACAUCCAGUUGUUUAAAAGUAUUAAGAAAAUUACAAGCUCACUGUUUGAUACCUAUCAAUAUGGAUAUAUUUUAUGAAUAUGCACGAUAUGGAAUGUAUGAUAGUGUAAGAUUGACAGCAUGCGAAAUACUUGUUGAUUAUGUUGAAUAUGGGGAUAAUAACCGAGAAAAACGUGUUAAGUUUUUAGUACAGCAAUCGAUUGUAAAAUAUUUCUGUAAACAUCCACCAUUUCGUCAAAAUCGUUCGUGUUCAUUGAACAAUCCAGAAGUCGUUGACCAUUUAUGGAUGCUAAUAAACACAUGUGCAUAUCAUAUUAUGUUACGCAAUGAUCUAGCAGAAUUCUAUCAGACAUUAUUCGGUAUUCAUAGGCCAAAUUGUUUACCAGUUUUAGUUCAUGCCCCAGUUGAAUCCGAUGAUUUUGGUCAGAUCGUUGAUUUGGUCCCAUCGCUUGAUUCAGAACGUAUAAAUUAUUAUCGAACUACUCGAUUUAUCAAUGAUACGAAAACCAAAACUUUAUCGGAAAAUCCGUCUAAAUAA
Messenger RNA from Didymodactylos carnosus, 3135 nucleotides. NCBI's taxonomy places the organism in Eukaryota, Metazoa, Rotifera, Eurotatoria, Philodinida, Philodinidae. The record is from the annotation of a GenBank genome assembly.